GUUUACCCGGUACUCAGUGACUGUGGAUUUAUCGUAGCAGUCAUUUCUGCCUGCGAGUUUAACUGCAGGGUUAAUUUGAAAUACAUAAUCAUAAUCGCGGAAAGUCAACGCUAUUUAUCAGAUGGAUCCGAACUACAAAUACAAUAUUGGAGGAACGUCGAUAUGAAGUACAAUGUUGCGCUUUAUAAUUUCCACGUCGUAGUAUAAUGAAAGUACGUAAGUAGUAUGAAGAAACGGCGGAUUAUGAAGUGAUUUUUUUUUUUUAACAUGGCAACCGUGACGAGGAUCCACGCGUGGUCAUCCCUCCUGUACCGAGCCUGCGCGCACCUCAGACGGGCACCAACCUCGCUGGCCCCGGCGCGGACGAGCUGCAUUCCCCGGUACGGAGACGCCCGCAUGCCGCUGUGCAGCCGAGCGUUUGGACUCUCUGGCUGCACCCUGAGGCGCUCUGACGACUUCACCGAGGACACAGGUGGCCAAAGUUUCACACCCUACGAAGACGACGGAGACGAUGCGACGGAGGAGCAGGAGGCGGACGAGCUGUUCCGGGAAAUGCAGCCCCCCGCGGCUGACGCGGGGGGCCAACAACGGGUCUUUGUGGUGCACCCGGACGUCAAGUGGGGAAGCAGGAAGCAGCACCUGACGACAGCCGAGCUGAUGAUGGCCGAGGCCGUGGCUCUGGUCAAGACGCUGGACAAGUGGUCGGUGGUGGACCAGCUCAUCCUGUCCACCAAGACCCCGGAGAAAAAAAAGAUCUUCGGCAAAGGGAACUUCCAGAUGCUCACAGAGAAGAUCCGACGGACGGCGGGCGUCACCGCCGUUUUUGUCAACGUGGAGCGUCUCUCGCCGGUGUCCGAGAGGGAGCUAGAGGACGCGUGGGGCGUGAAGGUGCUGGACCGCUACUCGCUGGUGCUGCACAUCUUCCGCAGUAACGCCAAGACCAAAGAGGCCAAGCUGCAGAUCUCGCUGGCCGAAAUCCCGCUGCUGAGGUCGCGUCUGAAGAACGAAUUCCUCAACUUGGACCAGCAGGGCGGAGGCGCCCGCUACAUCGGAGGCUCGGGCGAGACGCAGCUGGAGGUGCAGCAGAGGCUGCUGAGGGAGCGCGAGACGAAGAUCCGCUCGGCGCUGGAAAAGCUGAGCCGGAAGCGGCGACUGCUUCGCUCCCGCCGGAAGGACAAGGAGUUCCCGCUGGUCUCCGUGCUGGGAUACACCAACUGCGGUCAGCGCCGACCCGCGUUUUUUGUUUUGUUCAUUUUGAUCCGACGCGCAUUUGGCAACGCGUCUGCAGGUAAAACGACGCUGAUCAAAGCGCUGACGGGCGACGCCGGGCUGCAGCCGCGAGACGGGCUUUUCGCCACGCUGGACGUGACCGUGCACGCCGGCCAGCUGCCCGGCCGGGUGACGGUCCUCUACGCGGACACCAUCGGUUUCCUGUCGCAGCUGCCGCAUCGGCUCAUCGACUCGUUUGCCGCCACGCUGGAGGACAUCAAGCACUCGGACGUUCUGCUUCACGUGCGCGACGUCAGCCACCCGGAGAACGUCAACCAGAAGGCCAACGUGCUGAGCGUCCUGACGAACCUUCGAGUGCCCGACGCGCUCUUGGGCUCCAUGAUCGAAGUCCACAACAAGAUCGACCUCGUUGACAACUACGAGCCGACGGAAGCCGACGCCGUGGCCGUCUCGGCCCUGCAGGGGCGUGGCCUGGAGGCGCUGGCGGCGGAGGUGGAGCGGCGCGUCGUGGCCGCCACGGGCAAACGCGUCCUCAGCCUGAAGGUGGACCUCGGCACGCCGCAGCUCAGUUGGCUGUACAGGGAGGCCGCCGUGCAGGACGUCAGCGUGGACGCCGACGAGGGCUCGGCCGUCGUCAAGGUCGUCAUCGGCAACGCCGCCUACGGACGCUACAGGAAGCAAUUUGGCGAGUGAUUCUAUGAAAAAAA
Molecule: messenger RNA, 1937 nt
Organism: Syngnathoides biaculeatus (alligator pipefish)
Lineage: Eukaryota; Metazoa; Chordata; Actinopteri; Syngnathiformes; Syngnathidae
Gene: gtpbp6
Product: GTP binding protein 6 (putative)
Exons: 10
Coding region: 268-1923 (551 amino acids)
Cellular component (GO): cytoplasm
Molecular function (GO): GTP binding; ribosome binding
Source: RefSeq, a predicted model, not a curated record